CCUAGCCUAGGUUCUGUAGUCGAGCGCAGAGACAACUGAGCGGCGUGUAGCGGAGGCGCUAAACAUGGAGAAAAACAUUGGGUCUCUACAGGAGCAAGCCCUGAAGAGAAAAGAAAGGUUAAAAGCACUAAGGGAAAAACAACUUCACGGACGAGAGCAGGAAGAUGGAGAGCCAGAGCAUAAAAAAGCUGCACUGGAGGAGGAGAGGACGGAGGAGAGACACAAGGAGCUGAAGCUGAGGAACUACAUUCCAGAGGAUGAAGAGCUGAAGGAGAGGCAGGUCCCCAAAGCCAAACCUGCAUCAGUGGAGGAUAAAGUCAAAGACCAGUUAGAGGCAGCCAAUCCUGAACCAAUUAUUGAAGAAGUGGAUUUGGCUAAUCUGGCUCCAAGGAAACCAGACUGGGAUCUGAAGCGGGACGUGGCAAAGAAACUGGAGAAGCUAUCAAGGAGAACACAAAGGGCCAUCGCUGAACUCAUCCGUGAUCGUCUGCGAGGCAGCGAAGAGGAGCUGGCUAGAGCAGUGGGAGCUGUACAAGAAGAUGAGAGGGACUCAGACUGACUUCAACAGAUGGAACAGAAUAAAAGUGGAACAUCACAGGGCAGGGAACAUUUUGUCACAUGGCAUGUCAUGGCAGCAUUGGCCAGUCUUGCCUUUUUAUUUUUGUAUCAUAAAAAUCCAAGGAUACAAUCUGUAUACAUAUUUGUUGCUGUAAUGUUUUGAAAGUAAAUUUGUAUUUUUUUUCCCAAAUGUGGUCCACA
Messenger RNA from Dunckerocampus dactyliophorus (ringed pipefish), 759 nucleotides. It is a transcript of the gene ccdc12, whose product is annotated as coiled-coil domain containing 12. Gene Ontology annotation, cellular component: U2-type spliceosomal complex; post-mRNA release spliceosomal complex. Bases 65 to 559 code for a protein of 164 amino acids. The record is from RefSeq and is a predicted model, not a curated record. The transcript has 7 exons. Lineage: Eukaryota; Metazoa; Chordata; Actinopteri; Syngnathiformes; Syngnathidae.